Racocetra fulgida is the source of this 210-nucleotide messenger RNA. NCBI's taxonomy places the organism in Eukaryota, Fungi, Glomeromycota, Glomeromycetes, Diversisporales, Gigasporaceae. The record is from the annotation of a GenBank genome assembly.
AUAAAGAAAUAAUAAUACCUGUAGAAUGUCAACAUUUGAGUCAUGAACCUUUAAAAAAAGUACACUCUUCAAAAAUUGUAGAAGUCAUAGAAGAAGACAUUUCUCCUUCAAUAGAAGAACCAUUAGAAGGUCAAAUAUUACGUCAUUUUGAGAAUCUUUUAGGACAGUUAAAUCUUGUUUAUCAGCAGGCCCAAGUCAAUAUCAAACAUA